GUACUACAUUUGGCAUUGUUAAAAAUCAGAAAAUGCACAAAAGGCUCAGAUAGCCAAAAUAGAUGUGAGGAGUUUACACAUGAAACCCCAAUUUUGUUUGAAUCCAAUUUGUACCACUGGAAUUAAGUUACCACUCUAAACUUUCAAGACAUUUUAGGAAAUGUAUGCAGAGGUCAAGAUGACCUUUUCUAAGUACUGUGAACAAGCGCUAAGUAGACCGAAAACUAGCAGAAAAUUGUUUAAUUAGGAUAGGUUUUUGUUUGAAGAAGAAUGGGUUAGAAAUUCACUACCCAGAAAGAGGUUUGCAGGGCUUUGGUAUCCAUUGUGUUGUUGAUUCAUUGGAUUGUGUCUUACUAAUUCACAAUGGGGUCACAUCAUCUGGAUAGGUGGCUGGCCACAAAAGACAGCAUUAAGGCUUGUAUUCUGAGAACCCCUCAAGCCCUUCUCAGUUUAGUUUCAAUAUGGAUUCUAAUGAACUCAUAUAGAUUGAGCAAAAAAUCACACAGUUUACAAAGAACAGAAAAGAAAGUGACAGGUAAUAGCAUUGGGGUAAAACAGGCACAAACAUUUAAACAAUUACAAGUAGGUCCAGGAGAGCACCUAAAAAAAGCGGACACCUCAAAAAAGGCAGGCAGAUCACCUCAAAAAAGCUGACACCUGAUCCUCUCGCUUCGUUACAGGCGCUGUAAUGAAUGUUCCUAAUACAGAUUUAAACGAAGGAAAAGUUCUAUUUUCUUUAAAUGUAUAUAGAGGAUGUGUAAAAGCUAGAAAGAUGUCUUUAUCAAGAUGGAUUGAAAAAUAAAACGGCAGAAUCUACCUCAACAUGGAGGUGAUAACUAUCCAAGUACAGGUAUCUCAAAUUUCUGGGACUUUUCCUUUAAACAACUUAGCAAGUCUGUGCUGCCCAGCCGGUCCUCCCCAAGAGCUCCCAGGACAAACACCCGCGUAUACUCAGGCGCACAAGCUAGCCCUGUUAGCUUCCCAGCUGUACCUGUCCUGCUCUUAUUCAGGAGCCUCUAACCUCAAAUGUUAUACCCAGGAUAGCCUAGGAUGUUACCUUUUGUGCCAGUUGAGGGCAGUAAAGGGUACUCCAUGACCUAUCCACGGGGCUCCCAUGUGGGAAAUCCGGACCAUGCUCAGUGGGAGUCAUGCCCUCACAGCGCCUGAGACGCGCGUGCGUGGGGAUAUGUGCCUGAAUCCAGGUGCCACAGCCUGACGGUCCCAGGAUCCUGCGCGGCCGGAAGCCGUGUGCCCACCACCCAGCGGGCUCCAGGGCCACCCCACGCAUGCGUUCUGUGUCGUACUGGAGAGGUACCGCGAAUCCUCGCUCGUGUAGUGCUAGAGUUGUGGAGGCGACGGCGUUUUCCCGCGCUUUUUCUGGGCCCCUCAGGAUUCUUUUCAGCAUCUGGAGACUUGACUCUCUAUUAUGUCUUUGUGUGAAGACAUGCUGCUUUGUAACUAUCGCAAGUGUCGCCUCAAACUCUCUGGUUAUGCAUGGGUCACUGCCUGCUCUCACAUCUUCUGUGAUCAGCAUGGCAGUGGUGAGUUUAGUCGGUCACCAGCUAUCUGCCCUGCCUGCAAUAGUACCCUUUCUGGAAAGCUAGACAUUGUCCGCACAGAACUCAGUCCAUCAGAGGAAUAUAAAGCCAUGGUAUUGGCAGGACUUCGACCGGAAAUUGUGUUGGACAUUAGCUCCCGUGCACUGGCAUUCUGGACAUAUCAGGUACAUCAGGAGCGUCUCUAUCAAGAAUAUAAUUUCAGCAAGGCUGAGGGCCAUCUGAAACAGAUGGAAAAGAUAUAUACUCAGCAAAUACAGAGCAAGGAUGUAGAAUUGACCUCUAUGAAGGGGGAGGUCACCUCUAUGAAGAAAGUGCUAGAAGAAUAUAAGAAAAAGUUCAGUGACAUAUCUGAGAAACUUAUGGAGCGAAAUCGUCAGUAUCAAAAGCUCCAAGGCCUCUAUGAUAGCCUUAGGCUGCGAAACAUCACUAUUGCUAACCAGGAAAGUACCCUUGAGCCAUCCAUGAUUGCACAGUCUGGUGUUUUUGGCUUUCCGUUAGGGAACAACUCCAAGUUUCCUUUGGACGGUACACCAGUUCGAAAUCGGGGUGGUGGAGAUGGAGAUUUUCACUUCAGACCAUUUUUUGUGGGGUCUCCCACAGCACCUGAACCCAGCAACAGCUUUUUUAGUUUUGCUUCCCCAAGUCGUGAAUUAGAGCAGCAGCAAAUCUCUAGCAGGGCCUUUAAAGUAAAAAGAAUUUAGCUCACUUUACAGAAUAUUUCUCUGUUCACUGUUAGUGAUCUCAUUUAGCAAAUAAUCUUUAUUCUGAUUAGGAUAGGAGUCACCAACCUUUGUGUGUUAUUACAUUUUCAACUUAUGAGAAACUUAGUGCCAGUAGGAGUCCCUUUAGGGUCUGGCUUUUUUUUUUUUCCCAUUAUUUAAAGUAUGAGCAUUGUAUUGAGCCCAAUUUUAUUGUGACUGUUGAGUUUUCAUGUUUUGUAGAUCACCAUUUGUUUUCUGUCUGUGUUAUUUCUGACUGAACUAGGUGUUUAUGUAUAUGUACAUAAGCACCUAUAUGUCUGCAUGUCACUUUGUGUUCUGGUAUUUACGCAUAUAUGUGUGUAUUUGUGUGUGUGUGUGUGUGUGUGUAUUUGUGUUCCUUUAUAUUGAUAUUUUGCUGUAUUUUCCAGUAUAUUUAUGCAGAGACUUUGUUCUCAGGAAGUGGCAGGUGAAUCUUUGUAGUUUGUUAUUUGGGUAUGUACAUCUAUUUGUAUGUAUUUUUGUAUUUACCCUUGUAUUAAUUUGUUUGGAGUGUGCUCAUGUUGGUGAAUAAGAAUACAAUUUCAUGCUUGUAUGUUAAGUCUAUAUUU
Enhydra lutris kenyoni (northern sea otter) is the source of this 2868-nucleotide messenger RNA. RefSeq names its product cyclin B1 interacting protein 1. The transcript has 4 exons. Bases 1427 to 2260 code for a protein of 277 amino acids. NCBI's taxonomy places the organism in Eukaryota, Metazoa, Chordata, Mammalia, Carnivora, Mustelidae. The record is from RefSeq and is a predicted model, not a curated record. Gene Ontology annotation, biological process: reciprocal meiotic recombination. Gene Ontology annotation, molecular function: ubiquitin protein ligase activity. Gene Ontology annotation, cellular component: synaptonemal complex.